This is a messenger RNA of Tuber aestivum (summer truffle), 516 nucleotides long. The record is from the annotation of a GenBank genome assembly. Lineage: Eukaryota; Fungi; Ascomycota; Pezizomycetes; Pezizales; Tuberaceae.
UAGUACUACUGCCGCCGCCACCACAACCACAGCGCACGGCGAACCGUGGCAAAGGAAGCCAGCAAACAGCGGCUCCGACACCACUGAACCACCACCCCACGCGAAGCGAGCAGCGCGGGACGGGCGCAUCACGAUCAAGAGGUACGUCGAUCGCAUCAAAGACGGAAUAAAGGCGCGAACGGCAGAACAACCGUGCACAGUUGGCUAACGGCUGUGCCAGGAUCAAUUAAUCGCCAGAAGGACGGGAUGUCGGAGGAGGAGGCGUCAAGGGUUCCCGAGACAACAUUACCGGAGACGCCAUCGGAGGAGCGGGAGCGGCGACCGGUAGUAAUGGUGGCAGCGACACAGGAGUCCCCGGUAGAGUUCCGGCUGGAGGACGAGGUGCACGACAUCCGCGAUGAUGUCCGGCGGUUGGCGACUCGGUUCGACGGGCUGGAGGAACGGUUUGACCGGGUGGAGAAGAGGAUGGACGAGAGGAUGGACGAGAGCGACCGGAGGAUGGACGAGCGGUUCGAC